UACGGCACCGACGGCUGUGUUCUGCUGGCCAUUGUUAAUUUCAGCGCCUUCGCAGCAGCGCUAUUCUGGGUCAAUGUUAUGGCGAUCGACGUCUUCAACACCCUCAGGAAAACGAGCAGCGAGCUGACCGUCUCCAGGGGCUCUCAUUUGAAGCGGUUCAUCCUCUACACGCUGUACGUGUGCGCUGCCAGCGCGACGCUGGUGACGGUCGCUGUGCUGGCUGACGGGUCACACAGCGUGCCGUACAGCCUCUGGGCUCGCUUCGGCCGAGAGAUCUGCUGGCUGAACAACCGCGGAGCGGUCCUGGCUUUCGUCUUCGCACCAGUGUUUCUCGUCAUGACGACGAACGUGGUGCUGUUCGUCGCCAGCGCCUGCAUGAUCUCUCAGAUGUCGUCUUCAACGGCUCGUCCGGCCAGCAGGCAGCCACAGCUGAGGCAUGACAAUGCCGCGAAGGAGCUCAGGAUUUGAUGGAAUGGUCCUGAUCUUGAUGGUGCCGAACAUCUCAUGAGAGCUGUUCAGAAGCAUCACCGGUUUGACUUCGUGAGGCGGUCUGUCAACGUGAAGCACAUGCUCACGGGAACGGUGAUCGCCCGGCACAGAGCAUCCCAAUCAUAUCGUUCCUGUCUUUUCAAGCAGUUGGGAGAAAAGGAGCGUUGACAUCAUGAGUUGGCUCUUGGAUCAAAUUUUGCGUGCGCCGUUAACGUUCUGGAGCUCACAGUGAGUGCUGAAGUGCUUUAGGCAGGGUUCUCAGGCUUUCGUUGUGUGCUGAACUGUACGCGGCGUAUUUGGCAUUUUGUACUGACACCAUGUUGACGCGAUGUUGUACAUAUCCAAGGUGAAUUCAGUGUAAAUACAAAAAAAUCCUCGCCAACUACGUGGUGUUGAAAGCGUUU
Messenger RNA from Pollicipes pollicipes, 893 nucleotides. RefSeq names its product adhesion G protein-coupled receptor E3-like. Gene Ontology annotation, biological process: G protein-coupled receptor signaling pathway. The transcript is spliced from 3 exons. Bases 79 to 468 code for a protein of 129 amino acids. The record is from RefSeq and is a predicted model, not a curated record. Gene Ontology annotation, cellular component: plasma membrane. Lineage: Eukaryota; Metazoa; Arthropoda; Thecostraca; Pollicipedomorpha; Pollicipedidae. Gene Ontology annotation, molecular function: G protein-coupled peptide receptor activity.